GAAACUUUAGAGAUAGUAGAGAAAAGUUUGUGACUGUUUAUGUCUUCACACUCUAACCAAACACACAGUUUUGUGUUCAUAUGUCUAAAUCUCUUAUUCUUGCAUUAAAUACUCUGUUAGAAUGAUAUUAUUUAUUGUUCUAUCUAUUGUUUCAAUCUACCUCUUCGACUUAUUCUACUGGAAACGAAGGAAUUUGCCACCAGGACCACUUCCACUGCCAUUAGUUGGAAACUUGCACAUGAUGAGUGAUGAUGUUAAGCCAGGAUAUUCUUUGUUUUCAAAUUUAAAAGAACAGUAUGGUCAUGUGUAUACAUUUUGGAUGGCUAGUCUCCCUAUAGUUCAUGUCACCGAUUGGAAUCUAAUUAAACAACAUUUUAUAAAAGAUGGAGGAAAUUUUGUUGGAAGACCAGAAUUCCCUAUGUCCAUUGAGCUGAGACAGGGUCCAUAUGGAAUCAUUGAAUCUCAUGGUGAUCGAUGGGUUCAACAGAGACGGUUUGCAUUACAUGUUCUCAGGGAUUUUGGAUUGGGAAAGAAUUUGAUGGAAGAAAAGGUUCUUGGAGAGGUGACUGCAAUGUUGGAUAGACUACGCAAAACUAUGGAUGAAGUGGAUAUGCAGAGUGUAUUUGAUGCAUCAGUUGGAUCUGUGAUUAAUAAUUUACUUUUUGGGUAUCGAUAUGAUGAAACGAACAUAGCGGAAUUUUUGGAUCUUAAAGAAAAAUUGAACAAUCACUUCCAAUUAGCCGCAAAGCCAAUUGGAGGUCUUAUUGGAAUGAACCCGUGGCUUGGAUAUUUCCCUUAUUUCAGCGGAUACAAGAAUGUCAUGAUUCAAAACUGGAUGGGUCUUGUCGAAAUGUUCCGGAAACAGGCAAAUGAGAAGUUGGCAACAAUUGAUUAUGAAUCGGACGACUAUUCAGACUAUGUUGAAGCAUUUUUGAAAGAGAGAAAAAAACACGAAAAUGAAAAAGACUUUGGAGGUUUUGAAAUGGAACAACUUGAUAGUGUAUGUUUUGAUCUCUGGGUUGCUGGAAUGGAAACAACUUCAAAUACUCUCAAUUGGGCACUUCUUUAUGUCCUCCGAAAUCCAGAAGUACGCCAAAAAGUGUAUGAAGAAUUGGAUAGAGAAAUUGGAAGUGAUAGGAUUAUUACAACUUCUGAUAAACCUAAACUCAACUAUAUCAAUGCAACUAUUAAUGAAUCACAACGUCUUGCCAAUCUUCUCCCGAUGAAUCUAGCCAGAUCCACAACAAAAGACGUGGAGAUUGCGGGUUAUCAUAUUAAAAAGAAUACAGUCAUAAUUCCACAAAUCAGUUUGGUUUUGUAUAAUCCAGAAAUCUUCCCUGAACCAUACGAGUUUAAACCGGAAAGAUUCCUAGAAUCGGAUGGAAGUUUGAAAAAAGUCGAAGAGCUUGUUCCAUUUUCGAUUGGAAAACGACAGUGUCCCGGCGAAGGACUUGCCAAAAUGGAAUUAUUAUUAUUCUUUGCUAAUUUAUUCAAUAGAUUCGAUAUUCAAUUACACCAGUCAAAUCCGAAUCCAAGUGUGGAAAAAGAGUUUGGAGUGACUAUGAAAGCAAAGAGUUACCGAUUGAAACUGAAAGACAGACAUUAAAAUAUUCAUGAAAAAUUUGUGUUGUUUAUAACCAAACAAAAAUGUGAUCUUAUUAAUUAAAAAAUAAAUGAUUAUAUAUUC
This is a messenger RNA of Caenorhabditis elegans, 1687 nucleotides long. RefSeq names its product CYtochrome P450 family (gene cyp-33E2). The record is from RefSeq and is marked reviewed. The transcript has 11 exons. NCBI's taxonomy places the organism in Eukaryota, Metazoa, Nematoda, Chromadorea, Rhabditida, Rhabditidae. The coding region runs from base 122 to 1606 and encodes 494 amino acids.